AUGUCAAGAAAGCAACCACCCAGAAGAAAACCCCCACCUUCGGAAUCAGACCCCAGCGGGAUAUAUGGAUCCGGUUCAUCAUCGGCCCCAAUUCUGAGCCAAGGGCAAUACACAAGUCUGUCUCGGCUCACACACUCCACAAUUAGUGGAAUCGAUCCUUCAGUCUUUACUCCCGUGGAAGACCAACACAACACAACUGAGAUAUCGUUUGACGAAUCGUUUACAUCGUAUGAUUCGCCGAAGCCAAAAGGACCGAAAGAAAUUUGGGAGUACGAUGAUUCAACAACUCCAACAAAGAGUAUCUACUCUCCUCCACCUAGGCCUACACAUGCGAGUAUACAAAUCAGCCGUAUUCUACCUCAACGAAGCUAUCAGCAGAUGUCCAGAUCGCGAUCAAAUCCAAAUGUCUCCAAACGAACCUCGUUUGACUCAGACACAGUAGAUAAUCCAGAUAAAAUCCCACCAUACCCAACGCGGCAGAUUGAGGACUUUCUAGAUGAUGAUUUCGAUAGCAGCUUUGCGUUUGAUGUGGAUUCUCCUUCACAAAUGAGAACACGGGCUAUUAUAGAGGAGACAGUAAAUACAACCUCACCAAAAUUGUACGGAGUCCCAAAUUUGAGCACGAGAGACUCACAAUCAACCUUUCCCACACACCAGAGGCAGAGCAUAGACUCGUCUUUUAUAGACCUGGAAGAAUCUUCUCCAACACACACACCUAGCCGGAGGCUUUCUGUAUAUUCCCAUACGCAAAGUCGAUCUCCGUCUCCGAAAAGGAUAAACCAAAGCGAUUACUUUGAGAGGCCGGUUCUCAUGUUGAAUGAUCACGUUGAUACAGUGGAAGAACGUCAAGACUCAUUGUACUCACAACACCAUCCUGCAUCACCAUACAGAGUUGUGUCGGAUAAUCCAUUUUACGACGACGAGGAAAUCUAUAAAUACGAAUCACCAGUGACUGACUAUUUUGACUAUUCGUUUUUGCCUGAACUACCGCCAAGCCGAGACAUUAGCUCAACCACCAGCUCUACUGCACCAUUUCCACCACUACCAACACCACCACCACCACCAUUACUGACGGGCCCACCACCUCCGCUUCCCAAGAAAUUACAAGAGCUACCACCACUUCCCUUGGAUCUUCCCCAGCUUCCGUUCAGCUCUUCCGCAUUGCAAGUGCAACAUUUUGAGGUUUGCUCAAAGAUAUGGUCAUUGUCAAAUUUGUUUCAGUGGUGCUGUAAAUUACAAGUAUGGUUGAGCGAUCUGACAAUAUCGAAACCGGAGUUACUCAAAGCGAUAACAAGGUUGAUUGCAUUUCAUAGAAGUGACUUGUCUCUUGACGUGGUCAUGCAUAACUCGCAAACGGCUUUCAAUUCACUUUUGCAGACACAAGCGAUCGAGGUGAUGGAGUUACACCGGCCCAAUGGCAAUGAGGAUCGAAGUGUUGUGUUGUUCAACGACAAGGUCUAUGUGAAUGGUAUACUUCCCGAACUACUGCAUUGUUACACUACCAUCAGCCAUACCAGGGAGGAGGAAAUGACGUGCUACUCAACAAUUUGUCCCUUUAGUAGGAUGAUGAAUCUUGAGAGGAAAAUGAGGUCUAUGAAUAUCAAGGAUAUCGUGUUGGCCACUGACUGGGCUGCCCAUUGGCGGCUAACUGUUGAUGACUUGCGUGAUUUGGAUACCAAUAUGAUUAAAAGGCAAUCCCUAAUUUUUGAUUUGUUGAGAUACGAGCAGACAUUUAUACAAAGAGCCCGGUGCUUUGUAGAUGUCGUGGCGCCGCUGUUUGUCAAAGCUGCAAAGGGGUUCUUUGGGCUGAACAGUCCCAAAAUCAAAGUAUUUGAGGAAGAAGUUAUCAAAACGGGUGCUUCAAUUGUCAAGAUUCAUCAGAAGCAAUUGUUUGAACCGUUAUUGAAGGUGCUCAUUGCUGAGGGAAAAUUUAUCAAAAAUGUCAUUGAGAUCGUUAACAUUUAUACCGAUUGGGCAAAAGAAGUGAGGCCCUAUUUGGUAACUUACAUGAACAACAUGCCAAUGAUUGAGGAGCUACUAGGUACACCCAGCUUGAAAACGUAUGUUGAUGAGCGCAUUGGACAAUUGCCACAGGUAAAAGAAUUAAAAGUAAAUGUGCCAAUUUUGUUUAUGAGCACUUUUAACUCAAGGUAUCAGCAGAUACCAUUACAACUAUUAGACAUUCAAAAGAGGUUUGAUGAGCACGAACCGGAAUAUUUCUUGUUGAAGCAAGCCAGUGAUGAGAUUAAGAAAUUGGGAUCGAAAAUCAACGAUUCAAAGAAACUUGCUGACAAUGUACACGCUCUUGAGCAAUUGAAAUCGCAAUUGUAUUGGAAAUCCAAUCUUCGUCAAAGAAACCUCAACCUCGGGUCAAUUAAUAGGAAGCUCAUCUGCCGAGGUGAUCUCACGCGAAGAAGUGACUUGAAAAUCACCUCCCAGGUGAUGCACGUCAUUCUCUUGGACAAUAUUAUUCUCAUAACUGAGAGAUUGAAGACCCCCAAGCCAAAUGGAGCCCAGUACAAAAUCUGUGAAGAUCCAAUACCAAUUGAUUUUUUGUCCUUUGAGGAUCGUGUUAUUCCACCAUCAACAAUCAAGCUUUCUUCGUCCCCAAUUACAAAGACACCCCACCAAGAGGAUGAGGAUUCAAAAUAUGGUGUCAAACUACGCUAUGCCGGUAGACCCAGACAUACCUACCUAUUCCUUUGUAAGACGGAGCGGGAAAAGAAUGAUUGGAUUGAUUAUCUAACAACGGCACGUGUGAAUAUGAACAAGCGGCUAUUCAACACCAAAAUAUAUCGAGCACAAGCAUUGUCAUCAUCUUGCUUUGCAUAUGAAUACAACAAUCGGAUCACAAAAUUACCAGUUGUGGUGUCAAACGACACCAUUCAUGACUUAUGUCUAGACGCAGUAGCUAAAACGCAAAAAUUGGGAUUAUCCGACAUAUACAGCACACAAGCUCCUAGAAAUAGAGUCGUGCAAAGUUCAGUUCAAUGCUGCGCCAAAUUCGAGUAUAUGGAUUUAAAAUUUACCUUUGUUGGGUUGCAUUCUGGAAUGUAUUGUUGUGAAUCAAAAAGCCGUUGGAAAAAAGUGCUUAGUGGUGGCGACUUUAGCAAAAUACACGUCGACACAAAUAUAGGCUUGGUGGUCACCUUGAGUGACAAAGCUCUACGCUACUAUUUUCUUCGCCAAGUAUUGGAUGUCUACACUGGGACUCGAAAGGAGAUUGUGGGUACUUCCCUCUCCAAGGACCCUGUUUUAUUCUUCUCCAUGAAGAUGCACAAGAAUAUUCCCAUGUUAUUUUUUGCCAAAAAGAAGCUCAAUGUAACUUCUUUCAAAGUUCUCAUCCCAGAGACCGACAACAAUGGCGUCUUUAGUCGAUUCAAGGAUGACCGGAAAUUCUACAUUGAAGCUGAGUGUUUUGGAAUUUCCAUAUUCAAUUCAUCAUUUGCUUUACAUACCGAUAAAGGGUUUGAGAUUAUGGAGUUGGACAAGUUAAUGCCUCGAUCAGUUCCUGAUUUGCCGUUUGAAAUCGAGCACAAGAAAUUGGACCACUAUUCACGAAAGCAGCCAGGUACUACGCUUGAAACAAUCAAGAAACUCGUCACAUCAUCUAAUUCAAUUCCUAUGGGGAUGUUCAAGCUAAACAACAAUACCGAGUUUUUACUUGUUUAUUCCGAAUUUGCUAUAUUCAUCAACAAAAGUGGCUCUUUGUCCAGAGAAACGGCUUUGAUUUUUGAUUUCAAAGCACAAUCUGUCGACUUUGUUGACAAUCAUUUACUUUUGGUUAGAGAGGACAUUUUGGAGGUGUUGUCCAUAUCCGAUUUUGUCAAAGGCUCAAACGAUCUAGUACAAGUGGUUACAGGAAAGGGAAUACAUUUAAUUUCCGAAGGCAGAGAUGUGAGUUUGGUAAUGGCCAAUCCACUUGUGCCUGGUUUGCAGCUAUUGUUUGAUUUAGUACCUACAUAG
This is a messenger RNA of Lodderomyces theae, 3966 nucleotides long. RefSeq names its product Rho family guanine nucleotide exchange factor (gene TUS1). The record is from RefSeq and is a predicted model, not a curated record. Gene Ontology annotation, molecular function: guanyl-nucleotide exchange factor activity. The coding region runs from base 1 to 3966 and encodes 1321 amino acids. The transcript has a single exon. NCBI's taxonomy places the organism in Eukaryota, Fungi, Ascomycota, Pichiomycetes, Serinales, Debaryomycetaceae.